GUGUUAGUGUAAUAUCUGUUUUAUGUAUGUGUGCGUGUGUGUGUUUAUAAGUGGAGGAAGCUCCAAAGCCGCGGAAUUAUCCAGAAAUCAAAUGAAAAACCAUAUAAAUAUACAUAGCAUUCACAACUUUGGCAACUAAAUUCGACGGCAGCAUUGAGCAAGUGCAAGAAAAAUUUGGUCGUCGUCGAAGACUCCGCGUGGUGGAUAAUGUCGAAUCAGGCGCAAAUGGACUACGACAGGCAAUUUCAGGAGGAUUUGGCCAAGGCGACAGCGCUCAGUUUGGAGCAGCAGGCCCUCGAUGACUAUCGCCGGAAUAAAAAAUAUGGCACGGGCAAUGCCGAUUACUACGUCCAACAACAACAACAACAACACCUCCACCAACAACAACAACUAAGACGUCGUCACUCUGAGGCGAAUCAGGCGGCCGCCUCGUUGGACCGCGUAGAUCGCUCACGUACUCCACCGGCAAGGCAGACGACGGGCAAAGGUGACAGCGAUUUGAUUUGUUUUGCCAGUCCCACAAGCAAGCAGCCGACGGCAGAGAGCGGCGGCAGUCCGUUCGAUCAGCUGAUUGAGGAUCUGCAGCGUCUGCAGGCAAACAAUCCACAAUCAGCUCUGGUGCCGGUGGGUCCUGUUGCAGCAGCAUCUCCAGUGCCUGUGCACUAUGCAGCAGCAGCAGCAACAACAGCAGCACCACCACCAACUUAUGGCAGUGCUGUGCCUCCAGGUGGUGUUGGCAUGCAACUGGUGCCAUAUCAGGCGACUGCGCAGCAGCAACUGCAGCAGCGUCCGCUGAACCAAGAGGAGCUGCAGCGCCUAUACAGCAUGCCCAAUCAGUUGGCUGUACAGCCCGUUGCCCCAGCGAGCUUUGUGUACUAUCCAACGUUCACUGUGCCCGUUGUGCCUGGCUCUGCUGCCUAUAUGCCGCCCCAAUACCCAUCGCAUGGCUAUGGCUUUGGUGUGCCUGGAUAUGCGCCAAACAACGGCGCCAGCACCCAUGUGGACCUUUCUCGUUCACAAAGCACCUCUGCAGCUUCAACAUACAGCCAAAGCAGCAGCACCAAUGCCAAUAACAGCAGCCAUCCAGUUGUACAUUCGGGACCGGUGCCACAAGCUGCUAGUUCUAUUGGAUUUAAUGUGCGCCGUCCAAAUCCACCCGUCGGCAGCUGUCCCUCCGUUGGACCCCAGCUGCCCGUUCAGCGAACCGGCAACGAUUUGAUCGAUUUGAAUCAGGAUGAUUAUUCGCGUGUGAGUGUCUUGGAGGCAUUUGAUCCACUCAAUGAGAACUCUGGUAACGAUGGCGCUUCCGAUAGCACCUCCUACUAUGCGGAAUAUGAUCCGUUUGAUUUUCUGUAUGGCGGCGACAAUGGCACACAGUACUCGGAUCCCAUGUACGAGGCGGUCAACAGGUGGGACAAUAAUAUGGCUAAUAGUGGAAGCGUUAGCGUCGGUUCCAUUGGCUGGCGACAAGAUUACUUCGCUCAGCCAUCUCAUCGUUCGCACUCUGCAUCGCCCACAUCAGCACCAACAGCAGCAGUUGUGGCAGCAUCUGGAGGUGCCUCCACAUCUGGUUCUGUAUCGCCACCACCCCCAUUGCCGCCACGCAAUCAGCAGCUUUAUGAGACGGGCACAGCUAGUGUGACCACAUCCAAACCGCAACAGUUGGCGCCAUUCACGGACAGCUACACGAAUAGCAUACCGGCUAAUGUGGUACUCGAUCGCCGGAAAACAUGCACACGCCUCUACGAACUAAUUAGUGAUCAGCCCACGGAUGAUGCCGAGCUCUUGGAAUUCUAUCAUAUGGUGCGUCAGGUGCGCGCCUGCUAUCCAAAUGACGAUACGGAGACGAAUGUGGGUCAUGUGAUAGCUGCCGAGUUUAACUAUCACUAUUUGAUGAACACCAGUAUCAAGAUCAUUGUGCAUCCUGCUAUAAAUACGCUGCAGCCACACGCUGCCUCCAAUUCGCAGACUGGGGAGCUGGUUAAAGGCUACGGCAGCCCAGUCACCUUCACUUGCGACAUUGAUUCUGUGGUGGCUCAGGUGGUGGCACAGGCGCUGGCCUCGCUCGAAGGACAGGUUAAGGGCACAGUGACGGAUUAUGUGGUCAAGCCCAUUGGCCUGCUGGAGUGGCUGGCACCCACAUCGAAGCUGAGUCAGUUGGAGUGCGUGCACAACAGCUUGCAGCUGGAGAAGGAUGUGCAUUUGGGCUUGUGCAUACGCAGCGCAGCCAAUAUGCAGGCAAUUGCGCGGACGGCGCAGGAUGAUGAACUAGACACUGAUAUGCAGCCGGAGAAUGUGUUGCCCAAUGAGGUGGUACCCACUGUGACCUACGACAACAUGAUGAUACUCAUUGAGACUCUCGAAAUGGAAAUCGAUAAGCUCGAAUCGGCGGUGGAUGGUGCGCCAGCGGGUCGCAGCGUCGUCAGUUGCUCUGGCGUUGUGCAAGCCGUCAAGGCGAUUUGUGCGCUGCUCGGCUCCAUCGAUACGCUGGAGAUAGUGGGAUGCAUUGCCGAGCUAAAGAGCGUUUGUGAAGAGGCUCAGACGAAGUACGCACCUUUGGGCGGCGCCAACAAUCCAGAAAUUGUCAGCGAAUAUGGGGAGUAUGCGCAAGUGACACUGCGACCGCGUUCCAUGCUGGAGCAAAUCAAAUUGAAAUGCAAUCGGUUGCGUGAUGCGGUCCAGGAGCUAAUCGAACUCUAUGCCAAUGUAUUUCGCGUUGCCUUCUCGGUGAAGACGCCAGAUUUCGCCACAACACCGAUACCCAUUUCGUGCGUAUCUAAGCCGAUUGUGGUGAGCAUCAAUUGCCUGCACAGGCCACUGCUCAACUGGAAAUUUGAGGAUUACUCGCUCUGUGUGCAACUCGUUUAUGGCACGCGCCUGUUGUCCAAGCCCAAUGUGCUAAGCUGCUCCAGUGAUACGAGCGGCGGCCUCUUUCCCCGUUUGAACUUCAGUGCUUGGCUAACCUUCGAUCAACACCCAAUCUGCACGCUACCGCGUGAGGCGCGUCUCACAUUUGUGCUAUACGGCAAGCAGGCGGCCAGCGAGAACGAGACGAGUGCGGAACCGAAUGGCGAGCGGAGGCAUGUGACUACCGAGCUGGGCUGGUGCUCCAUACAGCUGUUUGACUUUAAGCGCACCAUGAUAUGUGGCCCGUAUUUGCUGUCCGUGUGGCCGCAGACCACAGAUAAAAUGCUGGGACCAGCUCCGGCGCGCGGUUGUCAUCCUCAUCCCGACUUUUGUCCGGUGCUGAGCAUUGAAGUACCGCCAUAUGGCGGUCGCAUUGAGUUUCCCGAGCAUCAGGAGACGCCCAAGCCUGCACCGCACUACGAUUUUGCUUCACUGGACGCCAAUCUGCAAGAGGAGCUCCUGGAUACGGCCGAGCUGGGCUAUUCUGGCGCCACGGAGCGCCGUGAAGUGUUCUGGGAGAAACGUCUCUAUCUGCAGCAGUAUCCCAAUGCGCUGCCCAAGGUAUUGCAUGCAGCCCACAGUUGGGACUAUGCCAAUCUGAUUGAUCUGCACUCGUUGCUGCACUCCUGGGCACCGUUGUCGCCGCUUCAGGCACUGGAGCUCUUGCUGCCACGGUACCCAGAUGCUAAGGUGCGCGAAAAAGCAGUGGAAUGGAUAUCGUCCAUGCCUAACGAUCAGUUGGUGGACUUUUUGCCGCAGCUGGUGCAAUCUUUGAAGCACGACACGUAUGAGGCAUCCGCUCUGUCAAGAUUUCUGCUGUCGAAGUGCUUGGAGUCACCGCGCUUUGCUCAUCACAUGUACUGGCUGCUGGUGCACAGUCUGCCCGAUGAUCCGCUCAAUUCGAUUGGCGCCUCGCUGGUAGAUCAGGAUUACGAUGAAUCACAAAUAACACAGGCACGUUACUAUCGCCGCAACAAGAUGAUGCUGCGCGCUCUAAUGGCUGUGUGUGGCGAGAAACUCUUCAAGCGAUUCAUGUACCAGCGUCGCAUGUGCCAGAAUCUGGCCAAGAUAGCCGAGUCUGUGAAGGAAGCCAAAGAGUCAAUGCGACAAAAGAGUCUAGCUGCGGGCAUGGAUAUGGUGCAUAUGGAUUUGCAGGUGGAGCCUACUUGUCUGCCGCUGGGCCCAGAGCUGGAGGUGUCCGGUGUCAAUGUGCGUAACUGCAGCUACUUCAACUCCAACACUCUGCCACUGAAGAUAACCUUCGUGGGACCCGACGCCGAGCCGCUGCCGGCAAUAUUCAAGUGUGGUGAUGACUUGCAACAGGACAUGUUGACAAUUCAACUGAUACGCAUCAUGAACAAAAUGUGGCUGGCCGAGCGCUUGGACCUCAAGAUGGUAACCUUUAAUUGUGUGCCCACUGGUUACAAGAGCGGCAUGAUUGAGCUUGUCUCCGAGGCCGAAACGUUGCGCAAAAUCCAAGUGGAAUGCGGUCUGACCGGCUCAUUCAAGGAUCGACCCAUCGCUGAGUGGCUGGGCAAACAGAAUCCGAGUCCGCUGGAAUAUCAGAAAGCUGUGCGCAAUUUUACACUCUCUUGCGCUGGCUAUAGUGUGGCUACCUAUGUGUUGGGCAUCUGUGAUCGACACAACGACAACAUUAUGCUUAAGACCUCUGGACACUUGUUUCACAUCGAUUUUGGCAAAUUUCUAGGCGAUGCACAAAUGUUUGGCAAUAUCAAAAGAGAUCGCACACCGUUUGUGCUAACCUCGGACAUGGCAUAUGUGAUUAAUGGCGGUGAUAAGCCAUCCACUGAUUUUCACUACUUUGUUGACCUCUGCUGUCGUGCCUUCAACAUUGUACGCAAAAAUGCAGACCUGCUGCUACACACGCUGGCGCACAUGGCCACCGCCGGCAUGCCGGGUGUGAACUCGAAUGCCGUCACCUAUGUGCGUCGUGCUCUGCUGCCAGCACAAUCGAAUCCCGAGGCGGCGGCCACAUUCGCCAAAAUGAUACAGUUGUCGCUGAAGAGUUGGUUCACCCAAUUCAAUUUCUUCCUGCACAAUUUGGCCCAGAUGCGAUUCAACAAUGAUGAAGGUACCAGCGAACUUCUAUCCUUUGUACCUCGCAAAUACACCAUGGCGCAGGAUGGACGGCUGAAAAUCGUUAAAGUGGUGCGCUUCCAGAAGCACUACAGCAUGGAAAAGUAUUAUAUGUACAUUCUGCAAGUGACGCGACAUGGACAGCGGGAUCCAACGCAUCUGUUUCGCUCGUACCGCGAGUUCACCGAGUUCCAUCAGAAGUUGUGCAUACACUUUCCUCUGGUCAAGCUGAACAGCCUUCCAGCUGGUGUUCAUGUGGGACGAUCCAAUAUCAAAUCUGUUGCUGAAAAGCGUUUACCGUUGAUACAGCGUUUCCUCAAAUCACUAUUCGAUGCAGCCGAGGAAAUAGCCCACUCGGAUUUAGUAUACACAUUCUUUCAUCCACUGUUGCGUGAUCAACAAGAAGCCAAGUUGGAGAUGCCGAAGAUAAAAGAGGUCAAGCGUCAGCCACCUCGUGAUAAUUCCAAUGAAAUUGGUCAAAUCCGCCUAUCACUGCAAUACCAACGUGGCGGGUUAACUGUGAUGAUACACCACGCCAAAGGAUUGCCCAUGCUACAGGGCGGCCAGGAGCCGAACACAUAUGUCAAGUGCUACUUGAAACCGGAUCCUAGCAAGGAAACCAAACGCAAGACAAAGGUGGUGCGCAAAACAUGUGUGCCCAGCUUCAUGGAGACGUUGGAGUACCGCAUGCCGCUGGAUAUUGUGCGACAGCGCAGGUUGCAGGUGACUAUCUGGUCACAUGAUACGCUGCAGGAGAACGAGUUGCUCGGCGGUUUCGAGUUGGAUCUCUCCAAACAUGAUUUGCGUCAGGAAAUGUGCGACUGGUAUCGCUUGGGUUCGGUGCCUAGGAAUUGAUUGUUGUCCUCUACCAUCGAUUAACCAACAAUCUGGCUAAGCUGCAUAUACACACUCACACACACAUACACAUACACACCCAUACUAUGUUUGUGCCUGUCUGUUCAACGCAAUAAUACUUACAUACUCAAAGUGAUUGUACAUUCCAUAUAUAUAUAUAUAUAUAUAUAUAUAUAUAUACUUAUACACAUAUUUACUAGCAUAUACAUAUAGUUUAGCUGAAAUGUAUCUAUCACUUGUAUAUAACCUACACACACACACAUAGCUACUCUUACUGUGAAUGCUGUUUAGCUAUUGCACAAACUUUUGCAGAUCAGCUGAAAUUUUGUAUAUGUACAUAAAUCAACCAAAUAUAAGUGAUACGUGCUGAUCGGUAGUACAUACAUACUUAUAUGAAACGUAACUAUUUAUUCAGGUAAAUCCUUGGGAUACUGUAGUGUGCACAUUUCUUAUCCUAGUUAUAGACGAAGCGGUUUAAAAUGCAAUACUAUUUUUUUCCCCUGGGCCAAAUUGUAGAUCCUUAAUGAAGCAUGUCUUUUUUACAGUAUUAAUGCCCAAUCAGUGGGUCGGACUCGCUUAUAUCAUGUCAAUAAAUUUGGCCAACAUAAAAUGAUUAAAUUAGUUAACCCAAUAUCAGGCAAAGGCCAAUUAUCGGCAGGUCUCCGUAUUUUGCAGACGAUAUUCAAACACAACUUUUAAUUUCGGACUUUAGCUGUUUAGAGAUUAUAAUUGAAUUACUGUUCUGAGUGUUUGCAACACUGUUGUGUGGCUUAUGACCUAAAAGAGUUGUCAAUCAGUUUUAACUGACUAAAACUAAAAUUCCAAAUAUCGCGUACUGCCAAAGCAGCUUGUGUGCGUCAAAUAUUCUAACGAUUCUUAAAUAGUUGCGAUCCAAAGAAUAUUAAAUACUAUAAUAUAUAUGAUGAUGAUCAAAGUGUAUUCACUGGAUCACUUCAAAAGCUGUUAAAAAUAAAACUACAAGUUUUUAUUUUUAUAUACAAUGUGACAUUUUGUCAUACACCUCAAAAAUAAAUAAGAAUAAAUCAAAAAUUCCUAAAUGAAAUUUAA
Drosophila grimshawi is the source of this 6927-nucleotide messenger RNA. RefSeq names its product phosphatidylinositol 4-phosphate 3-kinase C2 domain-containing subunit beta (gene Pi3K68D). Gene Ontology annotation, cellular component: phosphatidylinositol 3-kinase complex; plasma membrane; cytoplasm. The record is from RefSeq and is a predicted model, not a curated record. Gene Ontology annotation, molecular function: 1-phosphatidylinositol-4-phosphate 3-kinase activity; 1-phosphatidylinositol-3-kinase activity; phosphatidylinositol binding. The coding region runs from base 208 to 5859 and encodes 1883 amino acids. The transcript is spliced from 16 exons. Gene Ontology annotation, biological process: phosphatidylinositol-mediated signaling; phosphatidylinositol 3-kinase/protein kinase B signal transduction; cell migration. Lineage: Eukaryota; Metazoa; Arthropoda; Insecta; Diptera; Drosophilidae.